Aureobasidium pullulans EXF-150 is the source of this 1623-nucleotide messenger RNA. Its product is annotated as calcium-dependent phosphotriesterase. The transcript has 3 exons. NCBI's taxonomy places the organism in Eukaryota, Fungi, Ascomycota, Dothideomycetes, Dothideales, Saccotheciaceae. The record is from RefSeq and is a predicted model, not a curated record. The coding region runs from base 388 to 1488 and encodes 366 amino acids.
AAGCUGUAGAGGUGUACGACACUUUUUGGUCCGGCGAAGUCGUUCACUGAGGCAAGCUUGUUGACGUGCUCUCACCGCACACGACUCCAGUCCGCAAAGCAUUGUGCAAUUCUACAGCCACGAGCGAUGGAGAGAGAAGAAUCUCAAUAUCGGCUAACGAGCAAGAGGAAAGCGCAUCGGCGUUCACACCGUUUAAGGUUUUAGGCUAAUAAUGAGGGCGUGCAGAGACAGCGUCAUACCAAGGAGGGGAAAUGUGAAAGUGAGACUGCCGUGGACGAUCUUCUCUCAUCAAUUGAAUGGAAAUCCGAAUAUAUAAAGGCUUUGCCGGGACUUGAUGGGGAUGCCGAAUUCUUGUUGUAUCCUCGCUGUGUUCAAAGGAUAUACAAAAUGGUUAACAUUACUAGAGUGAACUUGCUGAGUUUGGCUGCGAGUAUACCGUAUGCUACGGAGUUGCAGGCUGUGGUCAAUGGCUCGGUUGAUCAUUUGUCUUUUAUCUCUUAUAACGAAUCUUUCGUUACUGAUAUUCUGGGACCCAAUGUCUCACAACAACUAGUCGGAAACUACCAGGACUUUCAACCAUUUCACGAAGCCGGUGUCUACAAUAUUCAGACUGGCAAACUCUAUGCCACAAGCAACUGGCAAGGCAGUCUCGACAAUCCCAUCAACGUGACCGCCAUCGAUAUCCACGGCAACAACAGCAUCCAGUCCCUCCACUUCGACAAACUAGCCGAAGCAAACGGCGGCUCUACCUUCUACCCAGUGGGCACUCCCUUCAACAGCAGUGAAGGCCAACAAAUCGUCUUCUGCGAUGAGGGUGAUUUCAUCAAUCCUGCUCAGUUGGUCCUGGUAGAUCCCUCUACAAACCAGACCAGAGUCCUCAUCAACAACUUCCUCGGCCGCAACUUCACAUCCAUCAACGAUGUCAAGCAACACCCCAUCACCGGCGAUCUCUGGUUCACCGAUGUCCCGUACGGAUACUGGCAAUACUUCCGCCCUGCUCCCGUCAUCAAGAACCAAGCUUAUCGUUUCGAACCCAACACUGGUGUCGUCCAAGCAGUUGCCGACGACGCCAUUGCUCCCAAUGGUAUUGAAAUCUCUCCUGAUUUCAAGCAUGUGUACAUCACCGAUACCGCUGUUCACACAUUCCCCAACAAGGAUAACUUGACCAUGCCCUCUACCAUCUAUCGUUAUGAUAUCACACCUGAUGGCAAGAGGUUGCAGAACAAGCAGCUUUUUGCUUAUUCGGAUAUUGGAUUACCUGAUGGCAUUCAUUGUGAUACUGAGGGUAAUGUUUACGCUGGUUGUGGAGAUGGUGUGCAUGUAUGGAACCCCGAAGGUGUCUUGCUUGGUGUUUUCGCAGUCGAUGGUGGUGCCGCGAACUUUGCCUUUGUGCCUGGUGGCAUGUAUGUGUUCAAUGAGCACAGAUUGUUCAAGGUCACUUUGCAGGCUGAGGGUCGUGAGGUCAAGAGAGACUUUGGGCUCUACUGAGCAUGGAUGCGAAAAUUAGCUGAUGAAUAAUCCAUUGACAUAUUUUGAAGCAAACCAAAUUGCGCGAAAUUCACACCGAAGCUUGAUGCCGUCCUCGAUCCAGCUAUGUACAGGAUCUUUCCUGAGCAUGCUUGG